Podospora pseudopauciseta is the source of this 1526-nucleotide messenger RNA. It is a transcript of the gene MRI1, whose product is annotated as S-methyl-5-thioribose-1-phosphate isomerase. NCBI's taxonomy places the organism in Eukaryota, Fungi, Ascomycota, Sordariomycetes, Sordariales, Podosporaceae. The coding region runs from base 15 to 1526 and encodes 503 amino acids. The transcript has 2 exons. The record is from RefSeq and is a predicted model, not a curated record. Gene Ontology annotation, molecular function: S-methyl-5-thioribose-1-phosphate isomerase activity.
CUCCUGGCCAGGCCAUGCGGUGGCAGAAUCCCCUGAGAUGCAGGGUGUGGCACGUCAAUGCAUGGCCAUGGAGCUCUCACCGCUUCUUGGCGAUGCAGCUCACCUCCGUCACCUUGAAUUUCCAGAAACUGCCCCACCAAAACUUUUGCGCAGUGGCGGGGCAUCUGAUGACAGUCCCGGCCGCUUGCACCACCGAGAGAUAUUUGCUAUUUCAGGCUCAAGAGCAGGCAGAUUCCCUGUGUAAAAAUCCAGGGGAACUUUUGACAAUCUUCAAAAACGGCUGGUCACGUUUGACAACAAAUUUUGUGUCUUCAAAGACCUCGAAACACAUCUACAAAAUGGCCACCCUUCAAGCUAUCAAGUAUUCGCGGGGCAAGCUGUUAGUCCUUGACCAGCUCAGACUGCCCCAUGAGAACCACUACGAUGAGGUGUCAACUGCCGAAGAGGCUUUUGACUGCAUCCGCUCCAUGAGAGUUAGAGGCGCCCCCGCUAUUGCCAUCGUCGCUGCUUUGGCCCAUGCGGUUGAAUUGCACAAUGGCGACUGCACUGCCACUGAGCCCGAAGAGGUCAUUGCGCAUAUUGAAAAGAGACUUGACUACCUCAAGGAGAGCAGGCCAACGGCUGUUGAUCUCUCCAACGCCAUCACACUUCUCAAGCUGGCCACUAGAGCCGCCAACCUCGAGGGUUUGGCGCACCCUGAGGCUAAGGAGGCCAUCUUGAACACCUACAUCCAGACGGCCGAGGAGAUUCUCGCCAAGGACCUCCACAACAACACCUCUAUAGGCUCUCAUGGUGCCGCCUGGUUGCAACAGCAGUACAAUGCCUCUUCUGAAAAGCCCAUCUCCGUCCUCACGCACUGCAACACCGGUUCCCUCGCAACCUCGGGCCACGGCACUGCCCUUGGCAUCAUCCGCACUCUUCACUCCGAGGGUCUCCUCAAGCACGCCUACUGCACCGAGACUCGUCCUUACAACCAAGGCAGUCGUCUUACUUCCUUCGAGCUCGUCUUCGAGGGCAUCCCCUCCACCCUGAUCACCGACAGCAUGGCUGGUGCUCUCUUCAACCUCCACCGUGAGCGCAUGAACAUUGGCGCCGUCAUUGUCGGCGCUGACCGCGUUGUCCGCAACGGAGAUACUGCCAACAAGAUUGGUACCUAUCAGCUGGCUGUGCUGGCUCGUCACCACGGUGUCAAGUUUGUUGUCGCUGCGCCAACAACCAGCAUCGACCUCGAGACUGAGAACGGAAGCGCUAUCGAGAUCGAGGAGCGCAAGCGUGAAGAGCUGACACAAAUCAGUGGUGCCAUUGUCAACGAGGACGGAACUGUCGAUACCAGCAAGACUGCUAGAGUUGCGAUUGCCGAUCAGAGAAUUGGGGUCUGGAACCCAGCUUUCGAUGUGACUCCCCAUGAGCUGAUCGAUGCCAUUGUCACUGAGCGGGGAACCGUGGUGAAGGGUGCGGACGGCAAGUUUGACUUUAGCCAAGUGUUGCCCGAGCGGUUGGCCUCUGUUGCUGCUCGUCAGCUAUGA